Messenger RNA from Cherax quadricarinatus, 11005 nucleotides. NCBI's taxonomy places the organism in Eukaryota, Metazoa, Arthropoda, Malacostraca, Decapoda, Parastacidae. The record is from RefSeq and is a predicted model, not a curated record.
AUAUAAAAUAAACUUGAAGUAAACUGUUGCGCCACGUAACCUUAGCAAAAAAAAAAAUUCAUUAGAUUUGAAUGGGAAAAAUAUAGUAGGAGUUUGUGAUGGUUGGUGUGUCUGGAUAUUAUCAUAGUUGAUAACACCACUUGAACACUUGCUUCACCCUCCCUCUCUUGCCUUCACUCACAUUACACCAUGGACAACCAACGAAGCAACAGAAUAAGCCAUUAUAUGCAGGAUAUUUUUAAAUGUUACAACCUUUUAAGACUGCAGGAACCUGACAGUGAAAAAGAAAGUGACUUCACUGAUGUAGAAAAGCCUGUCUUUUGGGAUGUUGUAGUUUUGACAACUUUUGAUGCAGUACAACAACAGAGUUUUGAGAAACAAAUUGAUUUUAAGAAACAACAAGGACAUUUACCAAAGGUUCCUAUUUUAGUGGUGGCUGACCCACCUGAUCAGAAGCUUGGGGUUGGUGGUUCUACUCUCCAUGUGCUUGAUGAGUUACAUAAACAAUUCGGAGAUGCACUUGAUCAGAAGAAAACACUCAUUAUCCAUUCUGGUGGCAGUAGUCAAAGGUUGCCCAGUUACAGUGUCCUGGGCAAGAUAUUUGCACCAGUUCCUAUCCAAGGACUGAGAAUGGAUUCUGCUAUUCCACAGAUGUUUGACCUCAAGCUAGCCAUGUACCUUCCAUUUUGUGAGCUGCUUGGACCAGGGGUGUUUGUUGUAUGUGCUGAUGAUAUUGAGACUUACUGCCUUGAUGUAAAAAGUUUAGAUAUGAAAGCCUUAGCAUCAGGAGAUGUAGUAGCCUUAGCUCACCCCUCAAGCAUUUCUGUUGGCACGGGACAUGGUGUAUAUGUAAUAAACGAUGAUUCUCAGUCACUUAAAUGUUUAAAUAGUGUUCAAGAAUGUAUGGAGGUGUUGCAAAAGCCCUCAGAAGACAUCAUGCGAUCAAAAGGAGCAGUUUACAUAAAAGAGGAAGGAGGCACUUUAACAGAGAAAGUUUGGAGUGAUAGUGUAUUUUGGCUCAGUGGACAAGUUUAUCAUCGUCUCUUACAGUGGUACAGGACAAAGGCUCCCAUCUCUUCAGAACUUGAUGCCUAUGCACAUUUUCUGCCUUGCCUAGGUACACGGAUGGCGUCUGCCAAGCCAACUGAUUUUCAAGAUUUUCGGUCUGAACUAUUACCAAUUCUUAAAGAUUUUAGCCUCAAGGUUCUUCUUCUGAAUGAGUCUGAAUUUUAUCAUAUGGGAACCAUGAAAGAGUAUUUGAUGCAUUUUAAUGCUAUGGAAAAUUUCUGUGCAGAGUUGGGGCUCGUGAAAAAUACAAGCAACUUACAAAAUCCUUGCAUAUUAAAAGUUGCUGAGCAUUUAUCACCAACGUAUUUUAAAAAUGGCAUGAUUACAGAAACUCACUUCUCAGACCCAACCAUUAAGAUAACAGUACUUCAAAGCUCAACACAGUUUGUCAUAGAAAACUGCCAAAUAAAUCUGUCUUUUAAAGUUCAUGGUGAUAUUAUAAUGAACAAUUGUGUUCUUGAAGAAUGUUCUCACAUUGCAUUGCUCACUGAUGAAGUGAACUUGUUUGGUAACCUCAUGUACCACACUGUGCCCAUAAUGUCUGAAGGACAGUCAUUAUAUGUCACUGUAGCUUUUGACUUGACUGCCAAUAUGAAGUGUGUUUCAGAUAAUUUAUCAGGCAUAUAUAAUUAUGGUUGCAGUCUUAGUGAAGUGUCUCAUAUUCUUGGUUAUAAGACGACAGAGGUAGUGCCAAAAUCCUUAGACAGUGUAUCUCUUUGGGCUGCUAAAAUAUUCAUGGGAGGGUCAACUGCUGCUGAGAGCUUCUGGCUCACACAUCAUGCCAUAAAUAAAAUUAAGAAUGAACAAGAGGGAGAACCACUACAGACUGAUAUUACAAGCUGCAAAGGCUCUCGGUUGUUUAGUAUGAGGGAUGUUGUCAUACUGAAAGACAUGGAAACACUCUUGAAAGAUAGAGAUCAUUUGUCUUCCAGCAUGAAACAUAUGCUCCAUGAAAAAUAAUUUUUAUAUUACUAAAUAUCUGAGUAAAGUGUGUUCAAAUAUACUUUUAUGCAUCUGAUUAAUCAUUGUGUUUAUUCAUACUGUAUGUGUUUUCUUUAUAUCCAUAUGCAUUUUUAUUGCAUGUAGAUGUAAUGACAUCAAUUUUUUUUGGCUAAUAUGCUAAAAUAAUACCCAUUUUCAGUUAUCCUUGCUAUAUAAAACUUUUUAAAUACAAUAUUUAAUGGUGCUUUAAUUCAAAGUAAUACAUAAUCUGAUAUUGUCAAAGGACUGCCAGUUUCUUGAAACAGUAAUUAACAAUGCCUAAAACUGACAGAAUAGGUUUUAGUGUAUAGUUCAACUUGUACUUAUCUAUUUGUGUUAUAAGGGUUGGGUCUCAACUCCUGGAAUCCCUCCCCUCUGAACCUGCUGUUUACCAGAUUCACUCCUUUCUAGCCUUGUGGGCCUUAUCAUACUUUUUCUUAAAACUAUGUAUGAAUCCUGUUUCCACCACUUAUUCAUAAAGAUCAUUUCACUUCAAAACCAUUCUGUGACUGAAGAAAUAUUAACAUCCCUAUGAGUCAUCUGUCUUCAACUUCCAGCUGUGUCACCAAACAACUAUUUUUUGCCCCAUCUACCCAGUUGAUUCCCCAGAGUAUUUUGUAUGUUAUCAUAUCUUCCUUGGAUCAUCUGUCCUCCAAUGUCACUAGAUACAAUUAUGCUAGCUUCUCCUUGUAGUUCAUACCCCUUGCAUACAUCUACACUUUCUCCAUAACCCGGACCCUCACCGUGUGAAGCGAGAGCUUUUGCCACCAAGCAAACUCAACAUCUUAACUGAUAAAACUUAAAUUAGUACAUAUAGUAUUUUAUGUAAGAAGGUAAAUGAAAAUAUUUUUAUUAAUUUUACUUACAUAUAUAGGUUUUCAGGCAUUAUGAACUAAAAUUUUGGUAUUAAGCUUGCCUUUACUAUCAAGAAUACCUCAUACAUCAGAUUUUGACCCUAUCGUAAAUGGAGAAGUGAAAACAUCCUAACUGUCCUUCAUGACAAGCUUUCUUAACAAUCUAUUUCAUUAUCCUACAUCAUAUUAUGUAAGAAGAAACAAUUACUUUUAACUCUUUGACUGUUUCGGACGUAUACAUACGUCUUAUGAGCCAGCGUUUCGGACGUAUAUAUACUCAAUAAUUCUAGCGGCUUCAAAUCAAGCAGGAGAAAGCUGGUAGGCCCACAUGUGAGAGAAUGGGUCUGUGUGCACUGUAUAAAAAAAAAUCUUGCAGCACGCAGUGCACAAUGAGAGAAAAAAAAAAACUCCAACCGUGUUUUUGGAUUAAAAUGCUGACUUUGCGGUGUAUUUUCCUAUAGUAAUUAUGGUUGUAUUCUUGUUUUCUUGGUCUCAUUUGACAGAAUGGAAAACAUAUUACAGAAAUAGAGAUGAUUUUGAUUAGUUUCACGAUGGAAACGACCUUGAAAUUGAGCUCAAAGUAGCAGAAAUGUUAAAUUUUUACCAAUGUUCAAGAGUAAGCAAAUCACACCACACGUCCAAUACACGUCAACUGGGGAGUCUAAUGUUCUUUCACUAGUGCACUGAUAUUAUUUAUACCAUUUUUACAAUAAUGCAGUAGUCCGCAUAACAGUAAAUCUUCUAUUUUUUGUGAAUAAAAAAUCAAAAUAGAAAGCAAAAGUAAUACAAGAGGGGCCUAGAGACAUGACUAAUGAACAGAGGAUAUGUUAUUUUAGUGCCAAGAAUGUCUGCAUUGUUUAUUCUGGACCCUAUUUUGAAAUUGGCAUCAUUUUUAAUUUGAGUGAAAUUGGCCAAAUUGCCAAUUUCUGACCACUUUACUGGGUAGUUGAAAUUGGUAAAUGGUCAGUUUCUUGUACUCAAUUGAUAGAAAAAGAAUGGAGUCUAAAUAAAUAGCUUUGAGUUUGGUUGACUGGAACAAUGGAAUUAGCCGAAAAUAGGACUCAAAGUCGGCGAAAUCCCCGAUGCAUAUAUAUCGCCGAGAUCACUAACUUCGUGGGAGUGUAAUUCCCUAAGUUUUUCAUUAAAUUUCAUACUUUUGGUGUCAUUACCAUCGGGAAAAAAUUCUCUAUCAUUUCAUAAGAUUUUUUUUUUUUUUUUUUUUUUCAAAAAAUUGUUUGACACCAGGAAGACACUUCAGGAUUUGGGGUUGCAACAGUCAAAGGGUUAAUUAACUUGACUUAAGUUAUUAUACCUGCAUAAUAUAUUCAGCAUUUUAUUAAUUAUGCUCAUGUUAUUUUUUUAUUUACUGAUAAAAUUUGUAGUCUUUGAGUGUUUUUGUUUGACAUUACAGUGAUUACUGAUAAUGCGUAUUGUAUAGUAUAUAAAUUAUUCAUUACAUAAUUUUUUUUUUUUAACAUGUUGGCUGUUUCCCACCGAGGCAGGGUGAUCCAAAAAAAAGAAAGAAACACUUUCACCAUCAUUCACACAUGAUCACUGUCUUUGCAGAGGUGCAGUGUUUUUUCAACUUCUACUGGUUGCAUUAUUCCAUAUUUAUCUCUACUUCCUACCCAGUGGUUCCGUAUCCGCUGUUAAAAGUUAACGGUAGUACAUAUUUAUAUUUUGACCUACAGUAUGUACUGUAGAAUAUUUAUAAAUCUGAAUAGAUAAUGAGUUUUCUACUACUGUUUCCACUGACUAUAUGGAAUAUAUAUUUCUGCCAUUCUAAGUUUAAAAUAUUUUUUUUUUUUUUUUUUUUUCAACAAGUCGGCCGUCUCCCACCGAGGCAGGGUGACCCAAAAAAGAAAGAAAAUCCCCAAAAAGAAAAUGCUUUCAUCAUCAUUCAACACUUUCACCACACUCGCACAUUAUCACUGUUUUUGCAGAGGUGCUCAGAAUACAACAGUUUAGAAGCAUACACAUAUAAAGAUACACAACAUAUCCCUCCAAACUGCCAAUAUCCCAAACCCCUCCUUUAAAGUGCAGGCAUUGUACUUCCCAUUUCCAGGACUCAAGUCCGACUAUAUGAAAAUAACCGGUUUCCCUGAAUCCCUUCACUAAAUAUUACCCUGCUCACACUCCAACAGAUCGUCAGGUCCCAAGUAUCAUUCGUCUCCAUUCACUCCUAUCUAACACGCUCACGCACGCUUGCUGGAAGUCCAAGCCCCUUGCCCACAAAACCUCCUUUACCCCCUCUCUCCAACCCUUUCGAGGACGACCCCUACCCCGCCUUCCUUCCCCUAUAGAUUUGUAUGCUUUCCAUGUCAUUCUACUUUGAUCCAUUCUCUCUAAAUGACCAAACCACCUCAACAACCCCUCUUCUGCCCUCUGACUAAUACUUUUAUUAACUCCACGCCUUUUCCUAAUUUCCACACUCCGAAUUUUCUGCAUAAUAUUUACACCACACAUUGCCCUUAAACAGGACAUCUCCACUGCCUCCAACCAUCUCCUCACUGCUGCAUUUACCACCCAAGCUUCACACCCAUAUAAGAGUGUUGGUACUACUAUACUUUCAUACAUUCCCUUCUUUGCCUCCAUAGAUAACAUUUUUUGACUCCACAUAUACCUCAAUGCACCACUCACCUUUUUUCCCUCAUCAAUUCUAUGAUUAACCUCAUCCUUCAUAAAUCCAUCCGCCGACACGUCAACUCCCAAGUAUCUGAAAACAUUCACUUCUUCCAUACUCCUCCCUAAUUUGAUAUCCAAUUUUUCUUUAUCUAAAUCAUUUGACACCCUCAUCACCUUACUCUUUUCUAUGUUCACUUUCAACUUUCUACCUUUACACACAUUCCCAAACUCAUCCACUAACCUUUGCAAUUUUUCUUUAGAAUCUCCCAUAAGCACAGUAUCAUCAGCAAAAAGUAACUGUGUCAAUUCCCAUUUUGAAUUUGAUUCCCCAAAAUUUAAUCCCACCCCUCCCGAACACCCUAGCAUUUACUUCCUUUACAACCCCAUCUAUAAAUAUAUUAAACAACCAUGGUGACAUUACACAUCCCUGUCUAAGACCUACUUUUACCGGGAAGUAGUCUCUCUCUCUUCUACACACCCUAACCUGAGCCUCACUAUCCUCAUAAAAACUCUUUACAGCAUUUAAUAACUUACCACCUAUUCCAUAUACUUGCAACAUCUGCCACAUUGCUCCUCUAUCCACUCUAUCAUAUGCCUUUUCUAAAUCCAUAAAUGCAAUUAAAACUUCCCUACCUUUAUCUAAAUACUGUUCACAUAUAUGCUUCAAUGUAAACACUUGAUCUACACAUCCCCUACCCACUCUGAAACCUCCUUGCUCAUCCGCAAUCCUACAUUCUGUCUUACCUCUAAUUCUUUCAAUUGUAACCCUACCGUACACUUUUCCUGGUAUACUCAGUAAACUUAUUCCUCUAUAAUUUUUACAGUCUCUUUUGUCCCCUUUCCCUUUAUAUAAAGGGACUAUACAUGCUCUCCGUCAAUCCCUAGGUACCUUCCCCUCUUUCAUACAUUUAUUAAACAAAAGUAUCAACCACUCCAACACUAUAUCCCCCCCUGCUUUUAACAUUUCUGUCAUGAUCCCAUCAGUUCCAGCUGCUUUACCCCCUUUCAUUUUACGUAAUGCCUCAUGUACCUCCCCCACACUUACAUUCUGCUCUUCUUCACUCCUAAAAGAUGGUAUACCUCCCUGGCCAGUGCAUGAAAUUACUGCCUCUGUUUCUUCCUUAACAUUUAAAAGUUCCUCAAAAUAUUCUCGCCAUCUACCUAAUACUUCCAUCUCCCCAUCUUCUAACUCCCCUACUCUGUUUUUAACUGACAAAUCCAUACUUUCCCUAGGCUUUCUUAACUUGUUUAACUCUCCAAAAUUUAUUUUUUUUAUUUGUACAAAUAUUUAUUAAUGUGAAUGAUUUUCUACAAGAACUGCAAGUAUUUUAGGUAAAUGAGAGAAAUGUAAUAAAGUAGGAUCUCCAUGUCCACUGAUUCAGUAUCUGCAGAUUCAGUUAUACACAGUUUACUGUGGCCUAUAAAUACCUCUUAAUUUUGCAUAAUAAUGGCCCCAAAGCCCAAAAGUAGAAAAACUGGCAGUACUGCAAAGCCUAAGAGAAGCCGUGAAGUGCUUCCCCUCAGUGAAAAAGUGAUAAUUCUCCACUUAUUGUGCAUAAUUUAACAUAUAAAAUUUAUAAUAAGUAUGUAUACGAUUUAUACAUAGGGUGUGCUACCAUUCGCAGCUUCAGUACCCAUGGCAGGUCCUUGGAACGUAUCCUCCCAUGGAUAUGGGGGUCACACUGUACAGUGGUCCCCCGCAUAACGAUCACCUCCGAAUGCGACCAAUUAUGUAAGUGUAUUUAUGUAAGUGCGUUUGUACAUGUAUGUUUGGGGGUCUGAAAUGGACUAAUCUACUUCACAAUAUUCCUUAUGGGAACAAAUUCGGUCAGUAUUGGCACCUGAACAUACUUCUGGAGUGAAAAAAUAUCGUUAACCGGGGGUCCACUGUAUAUAUAGUAGAAACCCAUAUCCACUGAUGUAGUAUUCACGGUUUCAGUUAUCCACGGUUUACUGUGGCCCACAAAUACCUCUUAAUUUUGCAUAGUAAUGGCCUCAAAGCCCAAAAGUAGAAAAGCUGGCGGUUCUUCAGAGAAGCCGUGAAGUGCUUCCCAUUACUGAAAAAGUGAUAAUUCUCCACUUACUAUGCAUAAUUUAUAAAUUAAACUUUAUAAUAUGUAUGUAUUGGACUUAUAUGUAAAGUUUGCUACUAUCUAUGGUUUCAGUAUCCAUGGCAGGUCCUUGGAACAUAUCCUUCAUGGAUACGGGGGUCCUACUGUAGAAUUUUAUCUUUUGCCAGCUGCUGAUGUCUAUGAUCCCUCCAUGUAUUUAACAGCAGAGAGGAGUUGACCAGUGAUUGUCACAUCUCCGUACAAAUGAGGAAGUUUACAAUAGCAAUGGAGUGUUUUUAAAUCACUGUACAUCAUGAGCCCUCUCAGGUCAUAGAACAUAACUCCAAAACCAAAUAUGUAAUCUGCCAUAAUCCCUUUCUCCCUGCCUCAAGUCAGAUGCUUUGCUUUUAUGGUAGUCUGCAUAUUUUUUAACAGUAGCAGUGGUAUUGUCUAUUAUUACAUAUAUAGUGAUCUGUGCGAUCAUAAUUUUUUUUUUUUUUUUUUUUUUAAUUAAUUUCUUUACUGGAGCAACUAUAACUUGGCAUUUUUCAAAUGAUGCAAGGUAUGAGGGGGCAGUAUUGCUUCUAAGAAAGACUAUGAAUUAAGUUCAUUCUGUCUAAUUGUUUCUAGAAAUAACCAAACUGCCACUACAAAAGUGACAGAAUUAUCAUAUUAGAGACCCUGGUUUUGAAACAUCAAGUAUAAUAUAUUCUCUAUAAAGAGAAAAGCAAGAUUUAUGAUACAACAUUAAAAAUAAAUCCCUUAACCCGUAAAUGGUCCAAGCAGAUAUACAUUCACAUGCGUAGUGCUCCAAAAGUAGAUCUACAUUUUUUUUUUUACAUAUUUUCAAAUAUAACAAAAAAAAAAGUAGAUCCAAGUUUUUUACACGUUUUCAAAUGUACAAAAAAAAAAAUCUACUUUUUUUACGUACUUUCAAAUGUUGAAAAAAUAUAUAUAUAUGUUUGGACCAUUUAAGGGUUAAGAACAAGAGAUUUCUGCAGAUUUCAAAAAUACAACUAGCAGAUAGAAAUAAGAUGGCAGCGGCACAACCUAAUUCUUUCUUCUCAUUUCUUUAAAUGAAAAAAGACAUAAUACUGUGGUAACAAAAUUAAAAAGUAUGAAAGAGAUAGAACAAAUGCAACAAGAAAAGAUCUUUUAUAAAUAUCUGUAUACAGUAGUGUGUAUAUAAAACAGGAAAACAAGGAGCCUAUGGACGUUAGUUAUCGUAAGUGGCCAGACAACUCUACUGAUUGUUUUGAAUAUAUUCAAAUUUUAAUCAUACUACCCCACAUAGGAUGAGUCCUUGUUUCCUGGCUUGCACUUAUCAUAACUGGAAAAAUAAUACUAACGAGUUUAUACUGUAAUUAAAAAUAAUUACUAAAAAAAUACAUCUGAACUUAGCAGUAUUAAUUAAACUUAUGAGCACUGCAUUCAGCUUAACAACUCAGGUUAAGAUGCCUGAUGCAGGGAUGAAAAUGAGUUGAGGAAAAUAAAUAUUGAUUGUGAUUUACGAACAUGCCGGUAAAUAAUCAUUCUGUUGGGAAUAUAUAUAAUGUUCAUUACAGUACUGAACAUGUGAAAUAACUAAGUAUGAUUCAUCAAAAAACUACAGGACUUAGGCACCAAGAGAUGGAUGAAGCCAGUCUAAAAUGAUCAAAGUAAUAUCAGAUAAGUAUGCAUACAAUUAAAGACUACCUUGUAUUUUUCAGAAAAUCCCUAGAUCAAGGAAAAGUGUUUCAACACUGGAAAAUCUGAUAUCACACCAAUGAUUAAUAAUGCUUGCUAAAAAGCAGCAGUAAAGUACUGCAGUAUCCAACUGUCUCUGCCUCUUGUUUAUGGUACUGUCCUGUAUCAUACAUGAACCUCUUACAGCAUUCAAUAAACAGUGAAAUACUAUCCCAGAAAAUUCUGACAUGUGGAUCCACUUAAUAAAUGUUAGAAUGGAUAAAAUAGUAACUGCAGGACAUGAAACAAUAAGUGGCUGAAAAUGAAGAAUUUGAUUGAAAUAAAAUUUGAGUGGGAUGUGAGACUAAAAGGUGUAAUCUACUAUCAUUGUUAUACUGUAUAUCUACACGAUGAAAAUAACUCAUCCCAUGAAAAUCUGUGAAGGAUACUAAAAUUUAGAGAAAGGUAGCAAGUGAAGGACACUGCUCUUGAGCAAGAUAACCUACAUUAGCUUUCUGAAUAAUUAAAUAGUAGUAAGUGAUAUUAAUACAGUACAACAAUAUGCAGGGUACAUACUGUACCAGUAUAGUUAUGAUGGUAACACUGUUUAGCUAUCUGCUAAACAGAGAAAACCUUGGAACAACAGUCCACCAAUCUUUGUAAAUACUGUAGCACUAGUAGGAGCAGACAAAGACCCAACUGAACUCAAUACAUCAUGAAAAACCUCCAUUAAAAAUGAAUACAUGCAUGCUGACCACACAAGCAGAAAGGCAUAGAAAAUUUUCUAUGGUGGUUAAUGAAAAUGAUCCUAGAACUAAAUUAUUUAAAUUACCAGGGUAAACUGAGGUCUACAGGCCUAAUAACUCUACAAAUAAGGAACUGUAAGUCAAAUCUCAUAGAGUCUUUUAAGAUAAUAAAUUAGUUUAAUAAUAUAAACCUUGAUCACUUUUAAAAAUGCCUGUUGUAAUAGAAGAGGCCACAUCUAAAACUUUGGACGGUAUAUUAAUGAAAAUAAUAAACUUGUAGUUCUUCUCACAGGUUCUUUCUCUCUGCUGCUCAUAAAGUUGCAUUUCAGUAUCUCAAACUCUCCUAUUUAUUACCGAAUCUCACUAAAAUGUGAUAAACAUUAUUUAAGACAAAAAUUUUAUAUCUAUAUUCGAGGACAUAGUUAAGAUAUUUCACACCAAGAAAUGUUCAACAGUAACCAAAGCAAAUAAAUUUAAAAACCAGUGCUAAUAACCCUGGCAGUUAUAGUACCUUAAAAAAAAAAAAAUCAUACAUGACAGAACUGGCACACUUGUAACUUUUCUCUCUCCAUGCAGUGCCUUAUUCUGAGACCAGCUAUAAUUACUUCAUAUCAUUUAACCCUUAAAAUGUCCAAACGUAGAUCUACGUUGACGUGCAUAGUGCUCCGAACGUAGAUCUACGUCCAAUUUUACAUGCUUUCAAAUGGAGAAAAUAAAGGUCGGAGCGCUACGCAUGUCAACGUAGAUCUACGUUUCGGCAGUUUAAGGGUUAAUUUAUGAUUAUUUCAUUUCAUUUUGUUUCAUUUUAUUGCAACUAUUUAUUGUUGAGUAAUUGGACAGGAAAUUUGUAAUUUUAUGAAAGUGGAUGGUAAGCUGGGUCAUAUAUUGAGGUAAUUUUUUUGUUCUACUGAACACUGGUUCAUUCAUUUCUCUAUGUCAUGUUCGGGAAUUGCAAAAAAGAGUGAAGUACAGUAAUUUAAAAAAAAUAAAACUGGACAUAAUUGUUACAAAAUUA